CAGUGCUGACCACGCCUCUUUGUUAAUAGUGGUUGACUGACUUGACUCUCGUCCCUCUGGUUGACUGGUUCUUUGCUCGCUUUGUCUUGCUUUUAAUAAUGUCGGAACCAUCCAUUCUGACCGUGUUGCUCUCUUUGAGUUCAGGAGAGACAUUUGAAGAUAUACCAGUGACAGAUUUGGAAGUAACACUGGGUGAAUUCCUUGACGUUUCUCUAAAGGCGUUGGAAGGAGAUUGUAAAAUAACUUUACCAGAAACUGAUAGUGACUUAAUUGAUACUCAAGACUUUCAUGUCUUUUCAGUUGAUAAAUCAGAGGAAUUUUCACUCUCUACUCAGCUUAAGAAUAUUUCCUAUAUAAGCACAGCUUCUCUGAAAGAUCCACCUACUUUGUUCCUUGAAUCUUCCAUUUUUCGCUCCGCCAUUGAAGUUGACAUUGACUCUCGAAUCAAGAGAAGAAGAGAAACAAUUGGUAGUAGUGUGAAAAAUAGUGCUCCCUAUCCUCCUGUUCGUUCACUCUCCCUUAGUUCUAAGGGAAUGAGUUCAGAGCAUAUGAUAUUUCUUGCUGGUAGGAAGGAAUAUGACAAUAAUAUGUCACAGCGCAUGUAUGGUUCAACUGAUGUAAUGUCUUUAAGUGAAGGCACUAGUUCACUUAAUUUGCCUGAAGAAUCUCUUCAAAGAGUUUUUUCUAAUUCUAUGUCAAUGAUUGACGAAACUGGUUCUAUUCAGUCGUAUGGAUCAGAAGCAUCUGAAGUUUUGAGUAGGAAACUUGGUGGAAAAGAUGGACUACAUGAUUCUGAUGCAUUUAGUCAUGGGGGUGAAAGCAGUCAGGAAAGUGAAGUACAACAUCCUCCAAGGGUAUACAUAAGACAUAGCACAUGUGAUGAAGAGCAAGAGACAGUUGUCAAAACUUCUGGUGUGGAUGAUAAUAAUCUUUUACCUACUUGUGAAGAAAACACUCCUCCUGAUACUCCUGCAAAACAAUCGUCAGCAUUACGUUCAAGAAAAGUAAAAUUAAGUUCACGUAGAGCCUCAGCAAUGGCAACUCUGAGUCCACUACCUGUCAAUGAUGAUACAGUAUUGAACCUACCAUCACCUCUUUUGAAUGCACAGGGGUCAUUUAAUAGAACUACUUUUAGAGCGAAACGUAAUGGUUCAACUGUGAUUAGCCCACAGCAUACCAAGGUUUAUGGUAGCAUCAAAUUGUUUGUUGUUGAUUUUGAUAUAGUGGUUGCUAAUAUCAUUCUUACUAUGGAUAUCAGAGGUGAUAACACUGUUACUCAAAUCAAGCAAUCUCUUUGGAGACUCCUGAGGGAUGAAGGCCAUGUUACCCAAGAAUGUGAUUCUCUGUGGGAUCCUGAGAAGUUUACCCUGACAUAUGAAAUGAAUUCUAGUGUAUAUGAGCUGUAUGAUGAGCAGCAAAUAUUUCAAACAACAACUGUGGCUCAACUUUGGCGUCAGGAAAAACGACAGAAAGGUCAACUAUCUGUGGUGACAAAAAGAGCUGAGAGCAAGGAAGAGAAGACCUUGAACAUGGCCAUUAGCUCAAUGAUUGGCAUUGGACUCUAUCAGCUACAGUUUGCUAAUAAUGAUGAGCUAGAUAUUACUAGAAGAAAGAUGGUUGCUGAGCGUCAGAAGGCUGUUCAGCAGCGAGAUCCAGCUAUGUAUUCAAUGGAAGUAGAAGUCCAAUUUACUCCUUUGCCACCACAUGUGAAGGCUAUGAUUGGUGAAGAGAAUAAGUUGCUUGUAAAAGUUUAUUAUGAAAGUGGAGCCUCUCAGACGUUUCAAGUAGAUGUCAAUACAGUUGCUGAUGACUUUUUACCAACCGUAUUUCCCACUGAACCACACAAGAGAAAAAGAUUAGGUUUACCAGAGCAUUGCAACAUCAGUGACUAUGUUUUGAAAGUUGCUGGAAGGAGCUCUUUCAUUCAUGGAAAUUUUGAACUGAUAGAUUUUUCACCAAUUGUAAAAGCACUAAGCAAACGACGGGACAUAGUAUUAGCUCUUGUAAGAAGGUCUGACCCAAAGGAUGAUCUACCACAGCAUUUCCCUGAUUGGGACUUGAUUGAUGAAUCUACUGGACUAACUGGUACACAUGAAGAGUUGUCAGCUCUUGGUAAAGAACACUCUCAAGUGUUUACAAUGUCAAUGUGGGAUUUACAGCAUAAAUUCAGAGUGAGAAUUUUGGGUCUUGAUAAUUUACGGGAUUGUUCUCCUGAUUUUGAUGUUAUUUAUGUUGAUGUGGCUGUUUUCCAUGGUGGUGAAGAACUUUGCCGAACUCUCUCUACACAUGAAAUUACUGCAUGUAAAUAUCCCCGUUGGAACCAGUGGCUGGUUUUUAAUAUUGCAGUUAAGAAUUUACCAAAAGCUGCAAGGCUCUGUUUUGCUGUCAGUGGUGGAGUUCGUCGUAAUGACAGCCGAAAGCGUUCAAGUACUUGGAGUAAGAAGGAUUUUGUAAAGCAGAAUACCCUCAGGGGAGACAACAUUCAAGCUGACCGCCCACUUCAUUGGGUUAACAUGCAAAUCCUGGAUCACAGAGCCUUGUUAAGGCAAGGUGUGCUUCGUCUUAAUCUUUGGCCUUAUAGUACAUCUGGUGGUGAGGGACGUUGGGGAGGAAUGUCUCCUGUUGGAUCUACUGCUGUUAAUCCUGAUGGAAAUACAGCAGCUGUUCUUUUUAUUGAAUUAGAUACAUACCUACAUCCUGUUGCAUGUCCCACUGAGGGUUGGGGAGAUGAAGAAAUCAGUCAAGUUAAUCAGCCCCACAAAGAGAGCUCUCCUUUCAGAAGUGAACUUGAAAAGUCAAUAUCAAGUGAUCCUUUGGCUAAUUUAGACAAGGUUGAAAAGGAGUUAUUAUGGAAGUUUAGGUAUCAGUUGACUAAUAGCCCAGAGGCUCUUCCAAAAUUCUUGCAAUGUGUUGAUUGGGCUAGUCUAGAACAAGUUACUGAAACUCAUAAGCUGUUACAGUUGUGGUCACCUAUUACAAUGGAAGUUGGCCUUGAGUUAUUGGAUUAUCAUUUUGCGGAUGAGAAGGUACGAACAAUGGCUGUUGCAAGAUUGUCGAGACUGACUAAUGAUGAAGUGUUAGUGUUCUUACUGCAAUUAGUUCAGGUACUGAAAUUUGAGCCUUAUCAUGAUAGUGCCCUUGCUAGAUUUCUUUUAAAGAGGGCUCUUUUGAGUAAACGAAUUGGUCAUUUUUUCUUCUGGUACCUUCGAUCUGAGAUGGAUUCUCCACAGUUUUCACAACGGUUUGGUAUUUUACUGGAAGCCUUUUUAAAGGGAUGUGGCAAAAAUAUAUUCAUUGAAUUGCAGAAACAACAUCAAGCUGUACAGGAUAUUAUGUCUAUUGCAUCAGGACUGAAGAAACAUAUGGAGAAGCAUAAAGGUAGUGCUACAGACUAUGCUAAGGCUGAUCUUAGUCAGCAAAAUUUACCAGAAUAUUUUGCUCCUCCAUUUGAUCCAAGUCUACGAAUGGGAAAUUUACAAGUUGAAAAGUGUCGCGUUAUGGACUCAAAGAAGACCCCUUUGUGGCUUGAAUUUAUGAAUAUGGAUCCAUCGUCGACUACACAGAAACCUAUUAAAGUGAUAGCUAAACAUGGUGAUGACUUGCGACAGGACAUGCUUACAUUGCAGAUGUUAACAAUAAUGGACUCUUUAUGGCAAAGCGAAGGGCUUGAUUUGUACAUCAUUCCAUAUGGUUGUGUUGCGACUGGAAAUGAAAUGGGAAUGAUUGAAGUUGUCCAGGAUGCUGAGACUGUUGCUAAGAUACAACUUCAUCAUGGAGGGAGUUUUUCUACUUUGAAGGAUGAGCCAUUGUAUGAAUGGUUAAAAAAGAAGAAUCCAAACCCUAAACAUUUUGAGCAAGCUAUUGAGCGUUUUGUUUAUUCUUGUGCUGGCUAUUGCGUGGCAACUUAUGUCCUUGGAAUUGGUGAUCGUCAUAAUGAUAACAUAAUGUUGACUGUCAGUGGUAACUUGUUUCAUAUUGAUUUUGGACAUUUUUUGGGCAAUACAAAAGCAUUUUUGGGAGUUAAUCGUGACAGAGCCCCUUUUGUUCUGACACCUGAUUUUGAAUAUGUUUUAGGCAAAAGGACAUCAGAAAAUUUUAAGAAAUUUGAAGAAAUUGCUGUUAGAGCAUAUCUUAUCAUUCGGAAAAAUGCUAAUCUGUUCAUCAACUUAUUUUCUAUGAUGAAAUGUACAGGCAUUCCAGAGCUCCGUAGUGUGGAAGAUUUAGAUUAUUUAAAGAGUGUACUUGUGCUUGGAAAGAAUGAAGAGCAAGCUGCUGAUCAUUUUCGACAACAGAUUCAAAAAUGUUUAAGGUUGCAGUGGAGCACUCAAUUGAGUUGGUUAGCCCAUAACUGGGUUCAUCGAUAACUUUAUUAUUAUUAUAAUUAAUGUUCAAAUGUCUUUUUAUCUUGUUUUUAAUUGUGAGAAAUCAAUGAGAACCAUUGCAUUAUUUUAGCAUCAUUAUGAUUAUUCUGUGUUGAUUUAAUAGAAACUGUAAAUUGAA
Messenger RNA from Amphimedon queenslandica, 4500 nucleotides. Its product is annotated as phosphatidylinositol 4,5-bisphosphate 3-kinase catalytic subunit gamma isoform-like. The transcript has 35 exons. Gene Ontology annotation, cellular component: cytoplasm; plasma membrane; phosphatidylinositol 3-kinase complex, class IA. The record is from RefSeq and is a predicted model, not a curated record. Bases 99 to 4364 code for a protein of 1421 amino acids. Gene Ontology annotation, biological process: phosphatidylinositol 3-kinase/protein kinase B signal transduction; cell migration; phosphatidylinositol-mediated signaling. Lineage: Eukaryota; Metazoa; Porifera; Demospongiae; Haplosclerida; Niphatidae. Gene Ontology annotation, molecular function: 1-phosphatidylinositol-3-kinase activity; 1-phosphatidylinositol-4-phosphate 3-kinase activity.